UGUCCCUCUUUUUUUUUUUUUUUAUUGUUCCAGAGUUGAAUCUUCUGAGCAGCUAACCAGUCACCAACGCCAAAAGUCAAGAGUGUUUGCAACAAAAGACACAGAGGAGAGGAGAGGAGAGGAGCUUCAGAUUCCUUGGAUCAAAACCUCUCCAUCCAUCCCAUGAAUCUUAACUAACUGAACAACAACGAUAAAAAAUCCAUUACCACAACUGCCAACGCUGCUGCUCCUCCUCCUCAAGUUGUCAGAUAAUCAAAAUGGGAUUCCAGGAAUGAUAAAAUUCUGAUCAUCAAACCGAGGAUAUGUCUCAAUCUGACAUCUCGUACAGGCGUAAAACAAGGCAAUCUGCAAGAAUUAAGCUUCUGUUUGAGCUGCAAAGCUGUGGCUCUUGUGGAUACCCCUUGAAUUUAACAUCUUCCAAUCGAAUCACCUCCAACAUAGGUUCUGGAUAUCAGAAAUCUAUAAAGAAAGGUUAUAUCUCCUUCCUUUCUGUUGAUCUUAGUCGAUUCACACAGGUUGAUGAGGUAAACUGUCUUCCUGUGUCUUGGGGUCGUUAUCAUUCAAAAAGUAAACUUCUUUGUCGUAAAUGUGGGGUUCACGUAGGCUAUGGAUAUGGAGAUUCGCCCGCUCUAUGUGGUUUUGACUCUCCCAACUCAUCAAGCUCAGCUUAUAAAAAAUUUACCAUAAAGAUCCGAGCUCUACAGCCUUCAGAAGAGUGCUAACAAAGUCAUCAUGGAAGAACCUUUUAGCUGUCUUCUUACCCCCAUCAUGCACCUGCCCGAUGAUUGCCUGUCUAUUGUUUUUCAGUUGCUUGGCUGUAGUUCUGAUCGUGAAUCAUUUGGUUUGACUUGUCAUUACUGAUUUAAUAUUUUGUUCUGAUCGUGAAUCAUUUGGUUUGACUUGUCAUUACUGGUUUAAUAUUCAAAAUACACACCGUAGGUCCUUACAAUUUCAUUGUUCGUUGGCCUUCUUCCCCAAUGUUUUCUUCUUUAUCUCAGAGUAGGCUUGUUACUAGCUCCUUCCAACUUCACUGGCUGCAAACCCGCUUUAGCAUUUACAGUAUUUGCCCCCAUCUGGUUGCUCUGAGAUGCCUGAUUCAUGCCUAAGCUAUUUGCAAUCCUAUGCUUUGAAGUUUCUUUUUCUUAACCUGGACUGCCGUUUUGGAAUCACUGACAAUGGACUUUCACUGGUUGCCGCUAGUUGCUCCUCCCUAGAGGUUAUUAGUCUACAUCAAUCCUAAAUUACCGAUGCUUGGUUACAACUUUAGCUAAUGGUUGUUCAGCCUUGAAGCACGUCAAUCUCUCUUACUGCUCACUUGUUUCUGACUCUGGGAGAACCCGUAUUCAAUCUUGCUGUCAGCUGGAGGCAGUUAACGUAUCUCAUUGCAGCGGAGUAAAUGGUUCUGGGCUUGGAGGGUUUUUGCCAACUUCAACUCAUAUAGAUGCUGAUUCUUUUAAGCUUGAACCAGAAGGCAUUAUCGGGAUUGUAAGUGGAGGUGGAGGUGGAGUUGAGUAUUUGAAUGUUUCUUGUAUGAAAUGGUGUGUAAGUGGAGACGCAGUGCAGCAAUAGGUGCAGGUUUUGCCACUUGGCUUAAAAUUCUUAACAUUUGGCUGUGCAGGACUGAUGGAGAUGAAGUCUAUUGCGGCAAUAGCAAAGGGAUGCCCGUUGCUUGAAGAAUGAAAUUUGGCUGCGUCAUGCGGUCAGGAUUGCAGGACUGCAAUAUAUUGGGAUCUUCUCCAAUAAAUUGGAGAACCUUCAUUAAAAGAAAAGCUAAAGACUAGGUGGAAAUUAUUCUUCAACCACACCCGUACUGUGAAUUACAAUACUGUUUUUUUUACUUUUUCAUUUUCUUUUUUUUUUAUUGUUUUUUUUUUUAAAUUUUUUUUUGUCUAUUUUUUUAAUAUUGAUGUAAUUAAAAAUUAAAUUUUAUAAUUUAUUUCUUUUCAUUUUGCUUUUUUACAUGGUUAAAAUGGUUUAUUUA
Populus trichocarpa (black cottonwood) is the source of this 1981-nucleotide messenger RNA. RefSeq lists its product as uncharacterized. The transcript has 3 exons. NCBI's taxonomy places the organism in Eukaryota, Viridiplantae, Streptophyta, Magnoliopsida, Malpighiales, Salicaceae. The record is from RefSeq and is a predicted model, not a curated record. Bases 303 to 722 code for a protein of 139 amino acids.